Adelges cooleyi (spruce gall adelgid) is the source of this 1764-nucleotide messenger RNA. It is a transcript of the gene MED27, whose product is annotated as mediator of RNA polymerase II transcription subunit 27. Gene Ontology annotation, biological process: regulation of transcription by RNA polymerase II. Gene Ontology annotation, cellular component: mediator complex. Gene Ontology annotation, molecular function: transcription coactivator activity. The transcript has 6 exons. Bases 247 to 1155 code for a protein of 302 amino acids. Lineage: Eukaryota; Metazoa; Arthropoda; Insecta; Hemiptera; Adelgidae. The record is from RefSeq and is a predicted model, not a curated record.
UUAUUUUCUGUAAUUACAAUGUAAUUGUAAUUGUAAUUUCUAUGUUUUCAUACUAAAAAAAACAAAACACAAUUUAGAUGAUUAAUCUUAUGUCGUACAAAAUUUAAACAAUAAACCGUUUCGUAUUUGUUAUAUUUUUAUUUAAUUUCAAAUUUUAUAGCCAUACUAGUUUUGGACUUGGUGAAAUUUAUUUGCGAGUGAUAAUUGUUUGUAUAGAACUGUUUUUUUUUUUUUAACAGUUUUAAAAUGGAUUUAAAUCCAAUGCAAGUAGCGUUAAACACGGUUAGAAUGUUAAGAUUAGAACUAAUGCAACUCAUCAUUGAGAUUGGCGAAGGAGUAAAAGAAGAUGGAGUCCAAACCGAACCCAAAGACAACCGUUAUAUAUGUUCUAUGAACGACAUGGUGGGAAAGCUCGGAAGUCAUAUGAGAGAUCUAGAACAAGUUGUUGGCUCCCUUUCCAGUCCUCCUGGUGCGAUGCUUCUUUACAAUACAGCUUUUUUAACACAAGAAAGCACUUCAGAUCGUCAAGCUUUAUAUACUCCAUUGGUUUCUUCCCAUAAAUGGCUGGACAAAGUUCAUAAGUUUAGUUCAAAUGCGGUCCAAAUUUUAAGUCAAAAUUCAUUGAAAAAAUCGUACUACAACUCGAGCACUAAUAAAAAAAAGAGACAACAGUCCAGCGUACACAAUAUAUCACCACAAGCCGUAGAUGGAUUAUUGACCAAUAUUGAUCGGAUGUUUCCAGACAUGAAUAUUACGAUUACUCGACCAUGUGCAUCCAAUGUUGUAUUAUUGGUUGGCUUAAGUAGAGUUUUACAAGCGAUUAUAGCUUUCAAAGGAGUCAUGAUCGAGUGGGUUAUCGUUAAAGGUUUCAACGAGCCAAUAAAUCCAAACAACCUUCAACAAGAACUUUGGAAAGAAUCAAGAUAUCAUGUUUUUCGUAAGAUAACAGAUCAUGCCAAUGCUGCGAUGUUGCAUUUUUCCUCCCCUACAUUGCCUGAUCUGUCUGUUAGGUCAUUCAUGACAUGGCUGAAUAGCUAUAUGACUUUAUUCAAUUCAGUUUGCAAAGCGUGCGGCAAUCGACUACUUAACGCUUAUCCGCCUACUUGGAGAGAUCUGAGAUCGUUAGACACGUAUCAUUAUGAAUGUAAACCUUAAUAUUUAGGUUUAAAAUUGUGUUUUCCACUAUAAUAUAAUUAAUUAUUUAAGUUUUUUAAUGUUAGAAUAACAUACAACAUUUUUGUAUACAUAAAUAUUAUAUAAUAUAAUAGUUAUUAGUUUAUAGAAUAUUCUAAACUAGUAUGUUUGCGAAGUGUAUACUCGGUGUUUUGUAUUUUACUAUUAAAACUAACUUAAUUGCCUGAAGCUAAUACUAUGAAAUAGAUUAAUCAUCAAAUCUAUUUAUAAAGUUUUACAUCUCUAAUCAAUACGACCUGACGUCAUAGAAGUCUUAAUAUGUUUUAUUAGGAUUUUUUGUAUUUUAUUACCGACCAUCUAACACCAUGUAUUUGUUUACUAUGUGAAAAGUGACUGGUUUAAGAGAUCAAUAGUAGUUUUUAAUUACAUUAUAUUAUUCCUAUUUUUAAUUUUAUUAUACCUUGAAAUUGUAUAAUAUAUUGUUGUUUAUCGCAGACAGACACCUUAUACGGUAUAUACAUGAAUAUACAAAAGAUAAGAAAAAAAAUAUGAAUGUUGUAUGAUGAACCAAAUUCUAAGAUUAUGAUAAUUUAAUUUUUCAAAGCUCACAAUAAAACUGUUUAUUUUAUA